CGUUUACUGAAAUCUGAGUUCACAGUGUUCAGGCGUUGGUCCUGUUUUCCUCCUGCAAAUUGAGCAGAUGAGUCAGUAUGCCUGCCUUUUGGAACUGAAUCCAGAACAGUUCAGUUGUUGCAGUCAUGUGAUGCUGCACCAUGUAUAUCUUACUAUCUACACUACAUCUGAUUAUUGGUCACAUGCAACAGGGUAACAAUAGCCCGACAUUGAGCAGUAGCUAUCUUUGGUAAAGUAAGAUGUGUUUUGUGCGUUGACCCCUAGAUGCUCAUUGUCCAUUUUGGAUUAAAGUACUGUUAGAGGAUGACGCGACACCUCCUCUGUUGCCAGCUCUGUGAAUUCUUCCUGCGUUGUGACUCUCACCCAUGGCUAGCGCACUCUGUGUGAGCAUGGAAACCAAGUGUGCAGUUCAGAGUGGGGGACUGUGUCACAGUUAACUCACAAAGCUCUGGUGAACGCAGAGGUCGGUUCACCCACGACAGCUAGUGCUCCAGAAUGCCAAGUGACACUUGUUGUGAUGCUUACCCUCAUUAGAGGAGAUCAGAACUAAGCAGGGAAAUGUUUCAUUUUCUCCAUAAUGUUCCUCAUGAAGCUCCCACCUGGUGAACAGAAGUCACAGUGUCAAGGGGCUCAUAGUUCACCUGCCCUUUGACCCCUGCCUCCACCCUGACACACAGCUGGGCCCUUUCACAUGACGCUUUUCUCUGCCUCCACGCUUUGCUUCUGAGCGAUGAUGCAGUCUUGUCUUUCUAAACCACCACGUAGCAACAUACUGAUAUGUACCAAACACGCAAAUCUUAUCAUGUUGUUGACAAGACAGGUGCAGCAACAGGAGGGAGGACAUUGGUAUUCGUGUGUGUUCCACUGAACUUGCUUUGUGAGUUUGGUGAGGCCUUUGUACCCUACAGAUCAGAUAAAAGGCACGAGCUUUCGUUCAGUAACGUCAGACAGAUGAGGAAGAGCUGACAAUCUGCAAUCUGUAAAUCAGACAUACCACUGCUCCAGAAUUACUAGAAACCAGAGAUAUGAGGAAUACACCAUGAGUUUGUCCUGGCUGCUGGAGACAGACAGCAAGUCGCUGCGCUCCAUGAACGGCUCCAGGCGAAACAGUGGCUCGUCGCUGGUGUCCAGCUCCUCUGCCUCCUCCAACCUCUCUCACCUGGAGGAGGACUCGUGGAUCCUGUGGGGACGAAUCGUCAAUGAGUGGGAGGAGGUGCGCAAGAAGAAGGAGAAGCAGCUUAAGGAUCUUGUCAGAAAAGGUAUUCCUCACCACUUUCGGGCAAUAGUGUGGCAGCUGUUGUGCAAUGCUCAGAAUAUGCCUAUCAAGGAUCAGUACUCUGAACUCCUGAAGAUGACUUCGCCCUGCGAGAAGCUGAUUCGCAGAGACAUUGCACGCACUUAUCCCGAGCACGAGUUCUUCAAGGAGAAAGACAGCUUGGGCCAGGAAGUGCUCUUCAACGUGAUGAAGGCAUAUUCUCUGGUUGACCGUGAGGUUGGCUAUUGUCAAGGGAGUGCAUUCAUUGUAGGACUGCUGCUCAUGCAGAUGCCAGAGGAGGAGGCUUUCUGUGUGUUUGUGAAAUUGAUGCAAGACUACAGAUUACGAGAGCUCUUCAAACCAAGUAUGGCCGAGCUGGGACUCUGCAUGUACCAGUUUGAGUGUAUGAUCCAGGAGCAACUCCCUGAGCUGCACAUGCAUUUCCAGGCUCAGAGCUUUCACACCUCCAUGUAUGCCUCCUCCUGGUUCCUCACCAUCUUCCUCACCUCCUUCCCUCUGCCUGUCGCCACAAGGAUCUUUGACAUCUUCAUGUGUGAGGGUCUGGAGAUAGUUUUCCGCGUGGGACUGGCCAUCCUUCAGAUGAACCACGCUGAACUCAUCCAGCUCGACAUGGAGGGAAUGUUACAGCACUUUCAGAAGGUUAUCCCGCACCAGCUUGACAGUGGACCAGAUAAGGUCAUCCAGACUGCCUAUCAAGUAAAAUACAACGCCAAGAAGAUGAAAAAGUUAGAGAAAGAGUACACUACAAUCAAAACUAAAGAGAUGGAGGAGCAGGUGGAGAUAAAGAGGCUGCGGACAGAGAACCGACUCCUGAAGCAGAGGAUAGACACACUGGAGAAAGAAAGUGCUUCCUUGGCAGAUAGAUUGAUCCAGGGACAAGUGACUCGAGCGCAGGAGGCGGAAGAGAACUACCUGGUCAAACGGGAGCUGGCUACGGUCAAACAGCAGAGCGAGGAGGCCGGUGCUCAGCUGGAGCAGGCCAAGAAUACCAUCAGGCAGCUCCAACAGCAGCAGCAGCAGCAGCCACAUGCGAAGGGACCCCCUCGGUACUCCGAGGAGUCCGUCCUGCAGCUGGAGAGAGAGCUGGUGCAGGCCCGGCUGAAGGAGGCAGAGUCUCAGUGUGCCCUCAAGGAGAUGCAGGACAAGAUACUGGAUAUGGAAAAGAGGAACUCAUCGCUGCCGGAUGACACCAAUGUGGCACGUCUUCAAGAGGAGUUGAUUGGGGUGAAGCUGAGAGAGGCGGAGGCUCUGACUGGUCUGAAAGAGCUGAGGCAGCAAGUCAGAGAUCUCGAAGAGCACUGGCAGUGUCACCUGGCACGCACCGCUGGUCGCUGGAAGGACAGCCCUAGGAAGAAUACGCUGUGUGAGCUUCAGGACGAGCUGAUGAGUGUGAGGCUUCGCGAGGCUGAGGCCCAGGCAGAGCUGCGAGAGAUGCGGCAGAGGAUGCUGGAGAUGGAGACUCAGAAUCAGAUUCACAGUAACCAGCUGCGACGGGCGGAGCAGGAGAACCGCUGUCUCCAGGACUGUGUACAAACGCUGACGAUGCAAAAUAAAGACCUGCAUGUGCAACUACAAGAGAUUAAGCGGAGACAAGCUGAGAUUGAAUGCAAGAGUAAAGAAGAGGUGAUGGCAGUGAGGCUACGGGAAGCUGACAACAUUGCCGCUAUGGCUGAACUCCAACAACAGAUCUCAGAGCUUGAGAUUCAGAAAGAAGAAGGCAAAGUCCAAGGCCAGCUGAACCACACAGAUUCAAGCCAGUACAUCCGCGACCUCAAAAGCCAGAUAGCAGAGCUAGAACACGAGAUUUGCUGCUUAAAAGGACAGAGGGGCCUGGCCAGUCAGCCCACUUUUGAUGGGAUCCAUAUUGUCAAUCACUAUGUGGGGGAUGAUGUGUCUUACCAGUCUUCAGAUGAAGAUGGAGUCAAGGACCCCUCCUUCCGGGACACCCAGCGGAAGAGCAGGGACCGUAUCAGACUGCACCCCAACCUCGGGGACACGGACAGUGAGGAGGAGGAGGAGGACGACGAGGCCCUGCGACUCUCUGUGCCUCAGAGCGGCAGCCACAAGUCCACCACCGUGUGACCAGCACCUGCAUGCCGAGAGAUGAGACACAGGCUGUCAGCACCCACUGAGGAAGAGGAGGUGUUUCCAGCAGCCGUCUCAGAGGAGACGCCUGGAUCUGGAGUUCGGAAUUACAGAAAGGAAAUGCAUCAUCAUUUCAUAUCCUGAGAAUCACACCUUUUUGGAUUUAGUUUGUUCUGUUUGUUUGAAUUUUUGUUGUUGUUGUUGUUGUUUUCUUCCUUGAGGGCAGCCCACUGUCUGAGCACCACUGGCACAAGCUGAGAAUGGAGAUAUGGAGCUUAUCAAACUCUACCGGGCUACAGUGAUCCUCCUGUGGGUACAACACAGACAAAGAGACUGUGCAAUAAAACCUUUUAUGCUACAUUA
This is a messenger RNA of Scatophagus argus, 3724 nucleotides long. It is a transcript of the gene evi5b, whose product is annotated as ecotropic viral integration site 5b. Lineage: Eukaryota; Metazoa; Chordata; Actinopteri; Scatophagidae. The coding region runs from base 1040 to 3358 and encodes 772 amino acids. The transcript is spliced from 19 exons. The record is from RefSeq and is a predicted model, not a curated record.